Messenger RNA from Xyrauchen texanus (razorback sucker), 1167 nucleotides. RefSeq names its product DNA replication complex GINS protein PSF2-like. Gene Ontology annotation, biological process: double-strand break repair via break-induced replication; DNA replication. The record is from RefSeq and is a predicted model, not a curated record. Bases 44 to 592 code for a protein of 182 amino acids. NCBI's taxonomy places the organism in Eukaryota, Metazoa, Chordata, Actinopteri, Cypriniformes, Catostomidae. The transcript has 5 exons. Gene Ontology annotation, cellular component: nucleus; GINS complex.
UAAACACACGCCUGAGUUUUCGCGGGAAAGUUGUCACUUCAGAAUGGAUCCGGCGGAGGUUGAGUUUCUCGCGGAGAAAGAAAUGGUGAAAAUCAUUCCAAACUUCAGUCUCGACAAAAUCUAUUUAAUCGGGGGUGAUCUGGGUCCAUUUAAUCCGGGUCUGCCAGUAGACGUUCCUGUAUGGUUGGCGCUCAAUCUCAAACAGAGGCAGAAGUGCAGGAUAGUUCCUCCGGAAUGGAUGGACACUGACAAACUGGAGGAGAUUCGAGAGCAGGAGAGAAAACUGGAUACUUUUACUCCCAUUCUGAGUCCAUAUUACAUGGAGCUGACGAAAUUAUUACUUAAUCACGCUGCAGAUAACAUUCCUAAAGCUGAUGAGAUUCGUACACUGGUGAAGGACAUCUGGGAUACACGCAUUGCUAAACUCAGACUUUCUGCAGACAGUUUCAUCAGCCAGCAGGAGGCGCAUGCUCGGCUGGAUAACCUCACACUGAUGGAGAUCAACACUACACGCUCAUUUCUACUGGAUUCUCUGAACUGCAUGUUUAAACUGCGCUCAAACCUGCAGCCAGGCAGAAGUCACGACUACUGAGAUGCUCACAAAUGCCGUACUUGCUCUUACAAGACUUAUGUCAUUUUCAGCCUCAUAUAGUUAUGUGUUGCGCAAUAAACAGCAACUCACAACUGGGCUCAAGUUUGCAUUCAUGUUCUGUAGAUAUGGAAUUUGAGCUUUUGAUGAUGUUGUAUUGGUUUAGUUGCUGUAUUCCUCACAUUUUUGUCAUUCAUAAAACUGUUCAGAUAAAUAACUGAGUAUAUGUUGUGUGAUUAAACACAUUUAUAAAAAAACUUCAAGCCCAGUCAGGAGCCAUUUUUUCACAGUGUAUGUUUGACAAUAAAAUUGUUUGUUGAUAUUUGUAUUUGGAUUAUCUUUUUGUUUUAUUUUUUGUAGAUGGUUUGGCAUCAUUAACCAUCCAUGUUUACUGAUGAUUUUUCAAAGAUCAAGAUGAUAUCUUUUCAUGCCCUCUGUGUGUAAAUAAGUGACUAACACCGCACUGUCACUGUAACAGACAAGCAUACAAUCUUAAUGAAGGAUUGUAUAUAAUAAAGAAAGUGUUUAUACUACUAAAGCAUACAUUUAAAACUAUUCCUGUUUAAAUGUGCUGGGAC